AUGGCGGAGGAGGAGCGGGCGCUGCUGGAUGGCGCCGAUGGCGCCGAUGGCGGCGGCGGCUCCCCGGGCCCUCCCCGUGCCCUGCCCGCCGCCUGCGACCCCCGCCGCCUCCCGCACCGCCUGCUCGUCCUGGCCCUCAUGUGCUUCCUGGGAUUCGGCAGCUACUUCUGCUACGACAACCCGGCCGCUCUGCAAACGCAGGUCCAGCGGGACAUGAAGGUGAACACAGCCCAGUUCAUGGCCCUCUAUGCCUGGUACUCGUGGCCCAACGUGGUGCUGUGCUUCUUUGGAGGCUUCCUGAUCGACAGGGUGUUUGGCAUCCGGCUGGGCACUGUGAUCUUCAGCGUCUUCGUGUGUGCGGGCCAGGUGGUUUUUGCUCUGGGAGCUCUGUUCAAUGCCUUCUGGCUGAUGGAAGUGGGCAGAUUCGUAUUUGGGAUCGGCGGCGAGUCCCUGGCCGUGGCCCAGAACACCUACGCCGUCAGCUGGUUCAAGGGCAAGGAGCUCAACCUGGUCUUUGGAUUGCAGCUCAGCAUGGCCAGGAUUGGGAGCACGGUGAACAUGAACAUUAUGGGAUGGAUCUACUCCAGAGUGCAGGAUCUCCUGGGCUAUGCUGGUCCCAGCACCCUCGGCCUGGCUCUGCUCAUAGGUGGGGUCACCUGUCUCUUCUCACUGAGCUGUGCUUUAAUCCUGGCUUACCUGGACAGGAGAGCAGAGAAGCUGCUCUGCAAAGAGCAGGGCAAGACAGGAGAAGUGAUCAAGCUGACAGAUGUGAAGGAUUUCUCCCUGUCCUUGUGGCUCAUCUUUGUCAUCUGUGUCUGUUACUACGCUGCAGUUUUCCCUUUCAUUGGCCUUGGGAAGGUUUUCUUCAUUGAAAAAUUCCGAUUUUCCCCUCAAGAGGCCAGUGCAAUUAACAGCAUCGUGUACAUCAUCUCAGCCCCCAUGUCCCCAGUGUUUGGCCUGCUGGUGGAUAAAGUUGGCAAGAACAUCAUCUGGGUGCUGUGUGCUGUGGUCACCACACUGGCCUCACACAUCAUGCUGGCCUUCACCUUCUGGAACCCCUGGAUAGCCAUGUGCCUGCUGGGCGUGGCCUAUUCCCUGCUGGCCUGUGCCCUGUGGCCCAUGGUGGCCUUCGUGGUCCCCGAGCACCAGCUGGGAACUGCCUAUGGCUUCAUGCAGUCCAUCCAGAACCUGGGCCUGGCCGUGAUUGCCAUAGCUGCUGGCAUGAUCCUGGACACCAGGGGGUACCUGUUCCUGGAGGUCUUCUUCAGUGCCUGUGUUUGCUUGUCCCUGCUCGCCGUGGUCAUGCUGUACUUUGUGAAUCACCUCACAGGUGGUGAUCUCAACUGGUCUGCAAGGAAAAGGGCAAAACUGCAAAAAGCAGCUGCUUCUGAUCUGUUUCAGGAUUUCAUAUCCUGCCUCCCGUGAGCCAGUAUUUGAGGCAGCAUUAUCCAGAAAGGAAAGUUGAGUAGCAAAGCCCCUCGCGGGUGGGAGCUGCAGCACCUCCCCAGCUGCCAGCAGCAGAGUUUAGGUUGCUCUGUAGCCCUCUGGAAGAUCCACUCGCCCCCGGGGGUUCCAGCACUGCCCCAGCUCCUGCUGUUCUGUCAAUGCCAAAAUCGCUUCUCCUGCCGGCCCGGGGCUGGCUGAGCUCUGCCCCCCGAGCUCCUGGAGCUCAGCUCAGCCCCCUGCUCACAGGCUGCAGCUUUCUGAGCAAACAGCAUUUCUGUGCUCUCACCCAGAGCUGCCAGAGCUCGCUGCUGCUGCUUCUGGCACUGUCUGAAUGCAAAAACCCCUUCUGCAAUGGAUUCACAGCUCUGGGGCUGUGUCCUGUCCACACAGUUCCACACAAUGCAGAAAGAGCCACAGAUGCUCAAAGGGACUUUUUUUUUUUUGUAGAUUUCUGAACUCUGAGACUGCUGAGCAGUCUUUUAUUGCCUUCUCGAUUCUCUUUGUAUUGGAAUGUUUAUUUUAGGUUGAAAGUUUGUUUAAUAGAUAGAAAAGUUGUUACAGAACUCCCUGAGCACGUUGUAAUCUGGGAAGAACCAAGAGGUUUCUCUUUCUACUGAAAUCUUGGAAUGAAAUAAAAGGAACCUGCAGAAA
Molecule: messenger RNA, 2097 nt
Organism: Motacilla alba alba
Lineage: Eukaryota; Metazoa; Chordata; Aves; Passeriformes; Motacillidae
Gene: MFSD1
Product: major facilitator superfamily domain containing 1
Exons: 17
Coding region: 1-1425 (474 amino acids)
Biological process (GO): transmembrane transport
Cellular component (GO): lysosome
Molecular function (GO): transmembrane transporter activity
Source: RefSeq, a predicted model, not a curated record